GAGGACUGUUACAAAUUCGCUGUGUCUCAGUCGAGCACUGGGACGGUAAUGGGUGCCGUCAUCAUGGAGGGCUUCUAUGUGGUGUUCGACCGAGAGCACAAACGCAUCGGCUUUGCGGUCAGCACGUGUCACGUCCACGAUGAGUUCCGCACCGCUGCAGUGGAGGGGCCGUUCCAUGGCGUGGACCUUGAGGACUGUGGCUACAACGUCCCUCAGACCGACGAGUCCACAUUAAUGACCAUCGCCUACAUUAUGGCGGGCAUCUGUGCACUAUUUAUGCUGCCUCUGUGCCUCAUGGUCUGUCAGUGGCGCUUCACGCGCUGCCUUCAUCCGCUGGGCGCUGGAGAUUUCUCUGAUGACUUAUCCCUCCUAAAGUGAGCCAUAUCUAAACGCAGAAUGAUUUCAGUGCUUGUAAAACCGGCCGUCCUCGAGGGUCUCAAAGAAGGGGAAUUGAUGAUAUUGAUGAGACUUCAGUGAUUAUAACUAUAUAUGUUAUAAUAUUGCAUAUGCACACACACACACACA
Messenger RNA from Sinocyclocheilus grahami, 525 nucleotides. Its product is annotated as beta-secretase 1-like. Lineage: Eukaryota; Metazoa; Chordata; Actinopteri; Cypriniformes; Cyprinidae. Gene Ontology annotation, molecular function: aspartic-type endopeptidase activity. Gene Ontology annotation, biological process: proteolysis. The record is from RefSeq and is a predicted model, not a curated record. Gene Ontology annotation, cellular component: membrane. Bases 49 to 378 code for a protein of 109 amino acids. The transcript is spliced from 2 exons.